This is a messenger RNA of Durio zibethinus, 1674 nucleotides long. RefSeq names its product protein LITTLE ZIPPER 2-like. NCBI's taxonomy places the organism in Eukaryota, Viridiplantae, Streptophyta, Magnoliopsida, Malvales, Malvaceae. The record is from RefSeq and is a predicted model, not a curated record.
GAUUGCUAAACUUGUGUCCAUAACUUGUGUCAACAAUCUAGGAUUAAAAGUUUGACAAUUAGAUAGAACUAAUUAAUUAGCUAUAGUAUUGGCAUACAACUUUAUUGCUGUUACUAAUAUGAACCCUGGAGCGAGUCAUGAAACAAGGAGAGCAUGUCAAGUUUGAAAUUCAACCCAGGUUAAUUUUCUACAGCAAUGAUAACAUCAACUGCUUGUUACCCAAUUUCUUUGAUUACAGCCCAUCACAAAUACAAAUAAAUAAAUAGAUAAAUAAACUGUUUCGAAAUUUGGGAGUGUAUGGUAACAGGUAAGGACCCCAAACUGUUAAGAAACCGAAUGGGAAAGUUCUAAACUUCAAAAAGGUGAAUGAAGAUGGAGAGGGAAUAGUCCUUUUCUGUGUGCAAAAGCCAGCCAAUCCCUUUGGCUUAAGUCUUUUAGACGCUCAAUCAGAUAAAAAAAAAUAUAAUAGUACUUGUAAUAAAAAUAAAAGGCCACAGAAAAGAGAAGAGAAAAGCCCUUUUCUUCUUCCAUCUUCUCUCUGCAUUCUUCCAUCUAUUGCUGCCCCUUCGUAAUCAUGACUCCUUGUGCCAUCAUUACUAUGAAAAGCCUCUUUCUUUUUCUCUCUCUAUCUCUUUCUUUCUUUCUUUCUUUCUCUUUCUUAUUUUCAGAUACAAAUACGAUAUCCCAGCUAUAUAACACCUGGUUUCUCUCCUUUGUUGGAGCACGCAAGAUAACCCAAUAAUCUCUGCCAGGUCCCAACCCUCUCUUGUUUUCUCAGGUUUUUCCCUGUGUAAAACAAGCCCUUUUUUGUCCUCUCAAUCUUAAACAUGUGCAUUUACUCUUCAGAGUCGAUUCCAAUCCAUUCUUUCUGUCGAAAACGUUCUUCCAAUCGACAUAACAUUCGUGUUCGAAGACUCAACAGUAUUUACUACUUAAAAAAAAAAUGCAACAGGUGGAGAAGGUCAAGGAAGGGAGCGGGAACAAAGAAGAUGGCAGUCAGCAAUAUUAAAACAGAUAUGCAAAUGAGGAACUUGAAACUAUACAUGGAGAACCAAAGCAUCAUAGAAGAGAAUGAGAGGCUGAGGAAGAAAGCUCUUCUCCUUCAACAGGAGAACCGAACCCUGUUGGCUCAGCUACAGAAGAAGUUCUCUAAUCCCCAAAAUCACUCCUAAAAACCAAGAAAUAGCCCGCUAGCUCAUCCGCCUUGAGUAAAUACUAGUACCAUAUAAUAAUAUAGCACUAUGCUGAUGGAGAGAAUAUAGGAAGAACUAAUGAUGGACUACGUAUUACAUAAGGGGAAGUGUUAGAUGUCUCAAACCUCAGUUCAUUUCUUUUUGGUUUUUUAUUUUUAUAGAUUCGGGGGAAUAAUUUUCGAGUUUGAUUUGUGUAUUAAUUGUAUUGAGAUAUAACAUAGAAGUUUAAUGCAGAGUGUAUUGAGAUAUAACAGAGAAGUUUUAUUUCUUUUAUCAACAACUGGGGAUUUGUUAGAUUAUUAUAAAAGAGUUAAGAGGCAACAGAGACAAAUCCAUUAUCUAUAGCCCAAAAGUGCGAGCAAAUCAGCAAAUGAAUAAGCACUUUUUGAUUCCAUCUUCCUUGCUCGUGUAUUCCAAAUAAAGGAUAUAGUACUCUUGCCCUCUAAUUAAGGAAGCUCUUUGCCCUUUGGGUAUUCGUUAA